UGCCAAUGAUUCUGCUGGAGUUAGUAGCCUAAGUAAGCUCAGCUAGCCUAGAGUCUUUACUAAAGUAGACAGACAAGACAAGAGACAACAUUCUUCCUUCCCAGUGCAACUUUGACCAUUAGCAGACAAACCACAUUCUUUUACAAACAUGUCUCUUGACCUAAUUACAGCUGCAUAUGCUGCUACAAUCGCCACCGGAGGAAUAAUAGGAUAUGUCAAAGCUGGAAGUGCUCCGUCCCUAGCCAUGGGAGUUGCUUGUGGGACUUUGAUGAUGUUUGGAGCUUUUCAGAUGGGACAGGACCCUAAAAAUAUCACCUUGUCUUUGGUGACGUCUGCUGUGCUGACGGGCGUCAUGGGAUACAGGUUCUCAAAUUCAGGCAAAUUUAUGCCUGCUGGCUUGGUGGGAACUCUCAGCUUACUUAUGGUAAUACGACUUGCAUACAGAGCCAUGUCAGUCUAAAUUGUCCAGGAGGAGUUCGCUUCAAGUUUUGUUGAACAGAGCAGCACUUUUUAAAGAAGUUUAUAUUAUGCAUGCAUUAAUUUGCUGGAAUUUACAUUUGGAUUUUACUCUAUGAUUUCUAUUAAUUCAUAAUCAGAGUUUAACACUCACAGGGAAAAAUUAUUUCUUUAGUUUAUGUUUUGGUGUAAAGGUUACAUUUUCUUCUAUUUUACAUAUAUUGUUUAGAGGAAGAUCUUAGAACCUUGAAUUUGAAAUAGAUAGCCCUCGAUAUGGUUCUGCACUCUUAAAAAAAUAAUAACCUUUGGUAUUUCUUACUGAAAAUUGAAAACCGACAAAUUUAAAGACACAUUACAGAAGAAAUGCAGAGUUCAGUUUUCAUGGUUUGAGAAUACCUUGAGGGCUGCAUGUCAUAGAAUGGCAUGAUUCAUUUUCCUCUGAUUUGGUAUAGAAACUUCCAUCCUUUCAUGUUCAUCUCUACUCAUUCUGUACACUGUUGACAUUUGUCAAAUCUUCAAGUAUGUGUUCUGAAUGUGUUCACAUGCCAUAAAUUCUUUCUAUUUUGACGACUGUACCGCAGGUUGGUAUUAAAAAUAAAAUAAUAUGAAUCUUUUUUGUUUCAAA
Aplysia californica (California sea hare) is the source of this 1081-nucleotide messenger RNA. RefSeq names its product transmembrane protein 14C. The record is from RefSeq and is a predicted model, not a curated record. Gene Ontology annotation, biological process: regulation of heme biosynthetic process. The transcript is spliced from 4 exons. NCBI's taxonomy places the organism in Eukaryota, Metazoa, Mollusca, Gastropoda, Aplysiida, Aplysiidae. Gene Ontology annotation, cellular component: mitochondrial membrane. The coding region runs from base 149 to 460 and encodes 103 amino acids.